Messenger RNA from Prorocentrum cordatum, 2082 nucleotides. The record is from the annotation of a GenBank genome assembly. NCBI's taxonomy places the organism in Eukaryota, Dinophyceae, Prorocentrales, Prorocentraceae.
AUGAGAACUGAGGACGUGGUGGACGAUGCCUCGCAUGUCUCGAGGAUUGCUGCAGUGACCGCGUGUCUCUGCUCCUUCUUCGAUGCGCAGGCUCCCUCGUGCAAUGACUACUUCUCGCUGGUGUCCUUCAAUGACACGAGCACCGUUCACUUCAGCGCCAAGAUGGUCAUCGAAGCUCGCGAUCACGUAUUCGGAUUAACACUCCGGGCUAAAAAGUCGACGGAGUUUGUUUGCGGUCUCAGCACAGCUAAAGAGGUUUUGCAAACGCAUGCUGGCAUGGGCUCCCCACAUUUGCUCGUCUUCAGUGAUGGGCGGCCAGGCGACAUGCACCGCAUGCUGCAAACAGCGCAGCAAUUGCUCGCGAGUGUUUCUGGCCUCCGUGUUCACGCAAUUGGCUUUGGAGACUCUCUUACGUCGUUCGAUUACUUGCAGCAGCUGGCAUCGAUCGGGAGUGGCACGUUCGUGCCAUCUGCCUUGAGCCUCGGCGCUUUGAAACAGGCCUUUUCGUCUAUAACGUCAACUAUCACGUCCACCAAAUCCAGCUCGAGUGUUUUUUCCUUCAAGGACGUUGGGUCUCAAAUCAGGUCUGCUGACGAAGAUGGCUCGGCGCAGGGGUGUCGCAGACACCUGCGGCAAGUCACGUUCGAGUUGCCAAAUCAGUACACCUUCUCCAAAGAUUCAGUCACAUUCACAUGUGUCAGAAGUCUUUUCAAGUUUGACGGCAAAGUGUUCGAGCAGAAAGAAAUGAGAGACGGCCCGUACGACGUCAAGAUGCGAACGAAUCCGUUCACUAUGGGCGGGAUGCGACUCGUUCAUUGUUUCCAAGAUAAGACUGUUCGUUUGUAUGGUGCAUGCGACAGGGAUGGCACGGAGUACGAUAGCGAUAAUUUCGACGCGCGGCUCGUCGCAAAAUUAUCCAGAUACAGUGAUCCAUUUUACAACAACCACGAAGUUGUGGCGGCCUACGCGAAGAGCAGUGCAGCUGCCAGCUUCUACUCACGAUGUUUCCAGAUGCAACUUGCUGAUCGCUUGAAGGGUGAGGGUCGAACUUGUGCAAAGAUUGUCUUCGUGGAGUGCUUUUUGUACUCGGUGCUUCCUUUUUUGGAUGGUCCCCAAGCGCCCGCGGAUUGCUUGAUCGGAGAACGGCAUCUUCCAGGGGUGUUCCUGAAAUACAACUCCAACAAAGGGUUUGUGAAUUGGGAAGCGCCAUACUCUGAGGUUGCGCAGGCAUUCUCGCAUUUUACGUACUGGAUGUCGCAAGGGCGUAUUCUCGUAGCGGAUCUACAAGGUGUGCUAAUCCAUCGUCGUCGACCGCAUCUGAUCUUCACCGAUCCGCAGGUCUUAUCUUUGGAUGGCAGUUUCGGGCCAGGAGACCUCGGUCCCAAAGGCAUCGCUGCAUUCUUCAAAUCGCACAAGUGUGGGCGCACUUGUAAGGGACUCGGGCUUUCGUCUCACAACUUCGUCAACGCCUCUGACGGUGGUGCUGGGGAGCUUUCAGGCAACGCAGAUCAUAUUGUCAGGGAUCAGGGAAAACAGAAACGAGAAUGCCGAGAGUGCUCUGGGAAGCACGUCAAAGUGAGGAAGCACACUUCAAUGGGAUGCGCGGUCGUCACCCUUGAAAGCGCUCAUGUGCGUGAUCGCAUUCUGGAAGGAGGCAGCGGGGCAAUCAUCAACGGAAUUAAGGUACAGAUGAAGCCGCAUUUCCCCAGGGAAACAAAGGCAGAGGCACCUACAGAGAUAUUCAUUGCAUGGGGUCGUCAGGCGGAGAAGCGGUGGCCACUUGGCGAAAGCGUGUUGGCCGCAUAUUUUGACAAGUUGCACAUUGAACUGUCUGCUGCGGCGCAGACGAAACUAAGCAGUGAGACUAUUACGCAGCCAAUGCGGCUGGUCAGCCCUCCCCGAACGCACCUGCUGGUCGCGCCGCCCGCCGCCUCCAGCUGUGCCGGCUUGCAUGGAGUGGCGCGGCCUGUUGUGGCGGCUCAAUUAGCUGAGACCUCGGCAGCGAUGUCGUCACACGGUUCUGCCCCUGCGACAGGAAGCCUCCCGGGUUUACCGAACAGUAAGAUAUCCGAUUGCCUCUAG